AUGACGCUGCGCUUAGUCAGCAUAUUAUCGGCGGCAUUACUACUCCUAUGGCCCGCACAGCUGGAUGCAUUUAUCACACCGAAUACAGGCUGCCAUCACAAUGGCACCUGGUUCGCGGACAAGUCGGUGGUGCCCAGCAUGGAGAAGUGUCUGAACUGCCAAUGUAACCGCCGGACUCUAGUGUGUCGCCUGAAAGUGUGUCCCGAAAUGCCCAUGCCACCGCCCAGGGGCUGUGUGGUGGUGCAGAAGAAGAGCUCCUGCUGUCCGUAUCUUUCCUGCGCUAGAUUGGAUGCGUUCUACAAGAUACCCACGAAGCGCCGCAUCAUCGCGUAUCUGGAUCACUACGAAAGGGAGUCCAUCGACCGGGUGGUCAACGAUAAUAUGCUGCAAAGACGAUCAGAUGAUUCCGACACGGAUAUGUUUGUUUGUGUGAAAAAUGGCACUGUCUACAAGUCGGGAUCUGCCAUGUCAUCUUCAAACUUGUGCAGCUACUGCUACUGCAUAGGUGGCACCGAGAAGUGUGUGAAGCCCAAGUGCAUGCUGCCCGUGGAGGGUUGCAAACCCAUUUUUGUGGACUCCACCUGCUGUCCCGUGCGAUACGAUUGCAGUAGCAAGACGUCGGGGAAAUCCUCGCAAGAGGUGCGCUACAGGAAGACCUCGAACAAGCACUUUCUGCGCAUGUCACAGCGCCUGCAGCGCAAUCGAGGCUGCACUGUGGGUGCCCAGUUCUACGCAGAGGGUCAGAAGAUGCGAUCGGAUGCGGACAAGCCCUGCGACAUAUGCUUCUGUAUCCGGGGAACGAGGAGAUGUGCUCCCAAGAAGUGCUCGCCGGCGCUGAAGAACUGCAUUCCGGUGGUGCCGAAGGGUCAGUGCUGUCCGUCGAGUUACGACUGUGGCAGUCAGCGGGAUUAUCGCAGAUCGCACAACUCCAGGCAGUUCAAUCUGUAUAACAUGCUGUUUGGCAAGGAGGAACCGGAGCAACCGGAGACAGCUAUAAUGCCCCAGAACUCCAUGGCCGAGAGGUAUCCACACGAUCGCCAUCCCACGAGAGCUCCGCUGGGAAAUCCCCUGGAGGUCAGCAGUGAAAAGAGCAUUAUGGACACACUUCGCGAAGGCCUGGAGUUCAUAGACGGCAAUAACAACAAAAUGCUGGCCAAUAACUUGGACCUUGUGGGCAUGAGAACCACCCAGGAACCGCCUUUGAUGAGAACGGAAUCCAGUGAGGGAGUGAGCUCCACGACAUUAAGUUUUCUGGAUUUGCUCCUGGGUCCCAAUACGGAAACCACGAGCCACGAGGAAAUAAGGCAACCGGAAUCCACUACGUCCAAGAACACGCUCUCCUGGAUGGAUAUACUCUUGGGACCGGAUGAGGAGGAGCUUGGCCCCAAAACAGAAGCCUAUUUGGAGACUAGUACCACUCUAAAUCAACCCGAUGGCUUCAGUCCCUCAACGAACAGCAUAAAACGCAUUGCAGAGGACUUUGACGAGCAAUUGGACAAUGGCGAAAUGGCUGUGGGUGAACUGCCGGCGGAGGCCCAGCAAAUUGGUAUCGCGAAUGCUGGAAUUUGGCCAACACCAUCCACAGAAGUAAUGCCUCCUCCGAAAGAGGAACCAAGUCUGUUCAAUGUCUUGAUCGAUGGCUUGUCUGGCAUACUCGAAGAACCACUCAAUCAAACCUCCAGCUCCACAAGCACAACAACUACCACUGAGAAGCCAACCACGCUGCAUGCACCACCCAUGUUUCGACCAUUGCCAAGUGGCAAGCCCGUUCACACGCGAAUCAACUCCAAGCUGGCAAAUCUCACAGUGACACCGCCCAUGUUGGUGGUGACUAGCAAAUAUGGUCAACCGGUGACCCACCGGACGGUGAACAAGAGGGUCAAUGCAACCACAAGUUCUACAAUAGCCAAAAGCACAGAAAGACCCAGUGCAAGCACCACCCAGCAGGCCACAGUGGAUACCACCACAGUUAAGACCACAGCGAAGCCACAAAGUACUACGGUGAAACCCAAGCCGAAGACUACUAGAAAAAGCACUACUACCCCAAAACCUACAACUCCGAAGCCUACUACCCCAAAACCUACUACUCCUAAACCAACGGCGCCAAAACCUUCAACAACAAAGCCCACUACAUCAAAGCCUACUACUUCUGUGAAACCCGCAACUCCACCGAAAUCCACAACUCAAAGACCCACAACUCCGAUACCUUCCACUUCGAAACCCACAACUUCAACAACAAGCAGCACCAGUACCACAACGAAAGCCACCAUUCGAGCCACCAGCAAGCCAAAAUUCAAGCCAAAACCCAAGCCCUAUGUUACCAGUACUCCGAAACCGCUGGUGAUCGAAACUAAUCCGAGUAUCCUGGAGGCUGAGCCCCUGGACACCAAUGGUGAGCCCACACUGCCUCCCAGUCUGCCCAACCUGAAGAUCAUACCAUUCCUCCCAACCGAUGCUGUGGACACGGUUCCCAAGGAGCCGUAUCCCGCCAACUUCUAUCAGCAGAAGGUGGCUUCGGACAAGAUGGAUGUGGUUGGCUAUGAUACCAUGGAUGACACGGUGGCUCUGUACUCGCAAUCCCAGCCGGAUCAGGCUGCCUACAAGUACAAGUUCAACGUGGAAGUGCCAGCCGUGGAGGCUGCGCCAGAACCAGUGGUUCAUGUGGGUGGGAAAUACGAAGGAAGUGCGGCCUACGUCAACUUCGACUUCGAAAGUCCUGUGGUGCCACCUCCGCACAAUGGAUUCUCACCGCCCACCGAAACGGAGGGCGGAUUCAUGCCCAAGGAACCGCUGGUUAUCGACGGCGAAGUCCUUCAGGAGCACGUCACCUCGAGUGGAAUCAGCCAAGGCCCCGUUGAUAACUUCCAUGUGACACAGCACAUUAUCGACAUCACAACCGCGGGGGCCCAGGAAAAUGAUACUGCUUCCAUAGAAAUCACCACACCCGACCCCUUCAAAAAUGUCAUACACACAGAGCCGUCGCCCAAUCUCGAUGAACUAAUCGUCGACAAGGCGCACAAAAAGCCGAUUGAAGAGCAUAUUGAGACCGUCACUUUCAGCGUUAGCAACUCAACAGCCUCCUCCAUAUCGUCAUCUGCAACCAGCACCACCAGCACUUCCACAACAAAAACAACAACGGAAAAGGAAGCCCCCUUGAUAGAUAAAUAUGAAAUCAAUAAAUUGGAUAAGCUCUUGGACGAGCUGCUCGGUAUGGAGUUGUCCAAAGAGGAUACGGCGAGCAGCACAGUGCCUGCAUUUAAGCAACUGCCAACGGCAACGCCAACGAUGGCAAAAUCAACAGCAGCCACAGCAACUGCAACAGCAGCAACAGCAACUGCAACUGCAUCAAGCACGGCAGCAACAUCAACCACAGGUCGGCCAACAGCGACGACACGUGCCCCGGCCAAAAAGGGAAACGGCAAAACGAAAAACAAACAGGCCACAGGCAAUAGACGCAAAGUCCAGAGUGGCACGCGACGCCAAAGUACACCAGCAAGCACUCGCUUGCCAGCAGCGACAUCCUCGACAUCAGCGACAGCAGAGGCAUCAGCGGCAUCAACUGCGUCAACAACCGCGGGGCAGGCCACAACAACGGGGAGCACUCUGCAUCCAUUUUUAAACUCACCGUUCGACAAAUUACCCUUCAUGGAUACCAGCUAUGAGGUAAGACCGCACAGAUUGCAACCGCAGCAGCAGCAGCAUCAGCAGCAUCAGCAGCAUGAGCAGCAGCAACAUGAGCAGCCACCGCAGCAGCAAUUCCACCAUUACCAACAUGCAACACGACCGCCGACAGCAGCCCCACCAGCGCCACCAUCAUCCCCGGAGGAUGUGCGCCAGGAUUCAGGUUCUGGUUCUGGUUCCGUUUCGAGGGAGCGGACGAGUGGAGGCGCAGUGGGUGGAUUGCCGGGUGGCGAUGAUCCGCUUGGUCAGCUGAAACUGGCGGGCUGCAACAUCUACGGACGCAUGUAUCGGGUGGGUCGCAUCAUCGUGGAGCUGUCCAGCCAGUGCCUGGAAUGCAAGUGCACCGAGGUGGGCGUCAAGUGCGGCCCAUUAGACUGUUAA
Messenger RNA from Drosophila teissieri, 4062 nucleotides. Its product is annotated as mucin-2. Lineage: Eukaryota; Metazoa; Arthropoda; Insecta; Diptera; Drosophilidae. The transcript has 5 exons. The coding region runs from base 1 to 4062 and encodes 1353 amino acids. The record is from RefSeq and is a predicted model, not a curated record. Gene Ontology annotation, molecular function: protein binding.